AUGGCUAAUUCCAACUAUGUAUACUGUGGCAACACUGCAGUUAGAAAUCACCGAAUCCCUUUUCCAACAUCGGAAGGAGGAGAAGAACAGCAACAACUCUUUGUUAAUGGUGGUCCUCACUACCAAUGUGACUACUUUGCUGGUCCCCAAUUUCCAGGAUCGGUUGGCGCAGAGAUGAUGAAAUUGUGGUCUAGUUGUGUGAAUGAUCAGGAGGCUGAAAAUGGUGGUGGAGUUCAUGAAGCAAACAUCAUUAACAACCAGGUGGAUGUGAGGAGAAAGAAGACAAAGUUGACGAGUGAACAAGUAGAGGCAUUAGAAAAGAGUUUCCAGGAGGAUAUUCAGCUGGAGCAACAGACAUCUGGUAGCACAAUCCAGCAUAGAAAGAAUAGAGUAAAGUUGGAACCAGAGAGGAAACUGAAGCUUUCUAAGGAACUAGGACUUCAUCCUCGUCAAGUAGCAACAGGGUUUCAAAAUCGACGUGCUAGGCUGAAAGGAAAGCAAAUCGAACAACUAUACAGUGUACUUAAGAAGGACUACGAAGUCGUGUUAAGAGAAAACCAACAUCUUCAUCAAGAGGUUAUGGAACUGAAGGAGAAGCUUGACGGUUGCCGGUCUAAGCAAGCUUCUACAGCAAACAUGGAAUAUGGGUCCCUACUGCAAGCUGAGUAUAACAAGCUUGUAGAUCUCGGUAACUCAAAGACGAAGAUUUCCGAGCGCGACAAUUAUUUGUUCAACGAUGAAGUGGACUAUUACUCAACAGCCUCAUUUCCCUAUGGUCGGGGUGUUUCGUCCGAGUAUCCAUAA
Papaver somniferum (opium poppy) is the source of this 804-nucleotide messenger RNA. RefSeq names its product homeobox-leucine zipper protein ATHB-22-like. Gene Ontology annotation, biological process: positive regulation of DNA-templated transcription. The record is from RefSeq and is a predicted model, not a curated record. Gene Ontology annotation, cellular component: nucleus. The transcript has 3 exons. NCBI's taxonomy places the organism in Eukaryota, Viridiplantae, Streptophyta, Magnoliopsida, Ranunculales, Papaveraceae. Bases 1 to 804 code for a protein of 267 amino acids. Gene Ontology annotation, molecular function: DNA-binding transcription factor activity; sequence-specific DNA binding.